Neurospora hispaniola is the source of this 770-nucleotide messenger RNA. RefSeq lists its product as uncharacterized. The coding region runs from base 230 to 682 and encodes 150 amino acids. The record is from RefSeq and is a predicted model, not a curated record. The transcript has a single exon. NCBI's taxonomy places the organism in Eukaryota, Fungi, Ascomycota, Sordariomycetes, Sordariales, Sordariaceae.
AUUGAAAUCGAAACAAGAACGAGAGAAGCGCGAGCGUAUGGACGGACUGCGGUUUAAUAGCAAGGAGGUCCCCUGGCUGCUACUAAGUACCAUAGAGGAUGAGAGCGAAGGGCUCAACAAGCACCAAACAAAGGGAAGCAAAUAGAAAACGAUUCUGGCCAAUCGCAUGGCGAGCAGCUAUCCACUGGGUGAACCAUCCAAGUUCUAGGAAGCCCGCGAGGUGCGCGCAAUGGUCCGGGCAUGGUGCCCUCUGGUCAUGGCUUCCUCUCGUCUUCUCUCUGGCUCCCGUUGUCUGGGUCCCGUCUUCAAGGUGGGUGUCAGUGGUCCCGCUCGCUGCUUCUCAGCGGCUCCAGGGCAGGCGGACACCAGACGGAGGACAGGGACAAGAAUUUGCGAUUUUACGGGGUUGAUGGAGCCAGAAAUGCAGUCCACCGCGAGUCCACACCCGGGGUCCCGUCCCCGUCCCCGACACCGGGUUCCACUCUGGACCAUGCCCUGGUCGGCUGGUCCUGCUCGUCGACGACGUGUGGUGGCCCAUCUCCUUUUCGAGGACGACAAGCAAACAACUAAGCAAGCACAUGCACGCUUUUCUUUUUCUCUCUCUUCUUCUUUCCGUCUUUUCUUUUUUUCCGGCAUUCACGGGGAAACGGUUAUCCGUCCAAUUGGCCUCAUCGACAACUAGCAUAUCGUGGGGAAAAUGACAUUGGCAACGGACGCAAGGCCCAGGACCCAGACGGGAUCAUGUUCCCCAGUCUUGAGGCUGCCCACUA